GUCAGAUUUAAUUUCGUUUCGUUUGAUGUAGUUUGCUGUUCUUAAGCGAUCAAAUCGGAUUGAUGAUCUCUCGUGAGCCAAGUAUGAUACAUUUUAUACAAAGUACCUAUUUCGAAAAUUUGUAUAAAAGUACACGAUACCUUACGAAUCAAUCAUUAACAAUGGCGUUCUACACAAACCUCCUCGUCAUUUUGGCGAUAACGAGCGCUUCUUUCGCUGAAAAAUGCACGAUUCGCGAAUUUUCUCAAGUAGAAGAGGUCACCAAGCAAUGCAAGAACAUAGUUGUGCAAGAUCUAACAGUACCGGGCAAUCAAACGUUGAAAUUAUCUCUGCUCGACGGGGCCAGUUUAGUUUUCCAAGGGAAAACCUCUUUUGAAUAUUUCAACUGGAAAGGUCCGCUGGUUACGAUCAGAGGAAACGGUUUGAAAAUCGAAGGAAAACCAGGUCACGUGCUCCAUGGUAACGGUGAGCUCUAUUGGGACGGUAAAGGCGCAAAAGGAGUAGUAAAACCGAAAUUCCUGCGAAUUCAAUCGGUCACAAAAUCCACCAUCCAAAACAUAAACAUCAAAAAUUGCCCGGUCCACUGCGUAUCCAUCCAAGCCUCCGAUAACGUAGUACUUUCGAAGUUUAACAUCGACAACUCCGAAGGCGAUAAGAACAAUUUCACCGGUCACAAUACAGACGGUUUCGACAUCGGCAGCAACAACAUAAUAAUCAAAGACAGUAUCGUGAAGAACCAGGACGAUUGCGUGGCCGUCAACAGAGGACACAACAUCACUUUGUCCGGGCUGAAGUGCUACGGCGGACACGGCCUCAGCAUCUCCGUGGGAUUUUCCAAGACGAACUUCGAAUCGAACACAGUCAGUAACGUCUUGUUCGAGAACAGUUUGGUGCACUUUUCCCCGAACGGCAUCCAUCUUAAGACCCAUUCGGACAGCGGACCCGGAGUCAUGCAAAACAUUGUUUACAGGAACAUUAAACUCGAAAAAAUCGCUAAUUUCGGCAUCAACAUCCAACAAGACUACGCCGACGGCGAGGCUACCGGAAUACCCGGAACAAACAUCCCGAUUACCGGUUUAACGCUCGAGAAUAUCAGUGGAUACAUGGAAAGUUUCAACAAAUCUCCCACGUUGGCGAAUUACAUUUUGUGCGGCAAGGGGGCCUGCACGGACUGGAAAUUUGAAGGAAUUCACAUCACGGGCGCCAAAAACAACAGCUCCUGCAAUUACGUACCAGAAGGAUUCACCUGCUAAUUAGACUAUGUAUUGUACAAAAGUUGUUAAUAAAGUAUGUAAUGAUUAGUUAUA
Molecule: messenger RNA, 1307 nt
Organism: Phyllotreta striolata
Lineage: Eukaryota; Metazoa; Arthropoda; Insecta; Coleoptera; Chrysomelidae
Source: the annotation of a GenBank genome assembly